Orycteropus afer afer is the source of this 1221-nucleotide messenger RNA. It is a transcript of the gene CLTB, whose product is annotated as clathrin light chain B. NCBI's taxonomy places the organism in Eukaryota, Metazoa, Chordata, Mammalia, Tubulidentata, Orycteropodidae. Gene Ontology annotation, molecular function: clathrin heavy chain binding; structural molecule activity. Gene Ontology annotation, cellular component: clathrin coat of coated pit; plasma membrane; synaptic vesicle membrane. The record is from RefSeq and is a predicted model, not a curated record. Gene Ontology annotation, biological process: clathrin-dependent endocytosis; intracellular protein transport; clathrin coat assembly.
GCUCCUCCCGCCGUUGCUCCUGCAGCCGCAGUGACAGGCUAGCCGGGCCCGGUGGCGGAGAGGAAGUGCGGUCGCCGCGCAGAGCCUGUGCUCCUGAAGGCCGGCUUCCCGGGCAGCUCCGGAGACAGCGUCGCCGCCGCCGGCGCACGCCGGACACGCGCCGGGCCGAGCCCAGCGCCAGGCGGAGGCUGCAGCAGAGACUCGGGGAAAAUGGCUGAUGACUUUGGCUUCUUCUCGUCAUCCGAGAGCGGGGCCCCUGAGGCGGCCGAGGAGGACCCGGCUGCCGCCUUCCUGGCCCAGCAGGAGAGUGAGAUCGCGGGCAUUGAGAAUGACGAGGGCUUCGUGGCACAUGCUGGAGGCCAGGCGGCCCCCGCACAACCGGGACUCACGAGCCGGGCUAGUGCUGAGGACAUGGGGACCACGGUCAAUGGAGACGUGUUUCAGGAGGCCAACGGGCCUGCAGAUGGCUAUGCUGCUAUCGCCCAGGCGGACAGGCUGACGCAGGAACCCGAGAGCAUCCGCAAAUGGAGAGAGGAGCAGAAGAAACGGCUGCAGGAGCUCGAUGCUGCCUCUAAGGUGACGGAACAGGAGUGGCGAGAGAAGGCUAAAAAGGACCUAGAAGAAUGGAACCAGCGCCAGAGUGAGCAAGUGGAGAAGAACAAGAUCAACAACCGGAUUGCUGACAAAGCCUUCUACCAGCAGCCAGAUGCUGACAUCAUCGGCUACGUGGCAUCUGAGGAGGCUUUUGUGAAGGAAUCCAAGGAGGAGACUCCAGGCACUGAGUGGGAGAAGGUGGCCCAGCUGUGUGACUUCAACCCCAAGAGCAGCAAGCAAUGCAAAGAUGUGUCUCGCCUGCGCUCAGUGCUCAUGUCCCUGAAGCAGACACCACUGUCCCGUUAGGUGCCUGCCUGUGGAAGCAUGGCCACAAAGCAUGGGCAGGGCAGGGCAGAAGAGGGGCAACUGCUUCGGGAGGGGGGGGAGACACACCACUCCAGCAGCUGCUACCUACAGCCUAUUCUGUUCCUCCUCAUCUCCUGGGGCUGGGAAGGGGACCCCUCACCCUUCACCCUCAUCUCCUGCUGGCACUAUGGCCCAGACCCUCACGCCUCCUGUCAGUUCACUCAAUUGUGACUGUCCCUUCUGAUGUAUUUUUUCUUGGCUUAAAGGGUGUGUUGUUAAGUUUUUUUUACACUUAUUAUCAUUCUCAUUCUCUGGAAGCCA